Molecule: messenger RNA, 909 nt
Organism: Cladophialophora yegresii CBS 114405
Lineage: Eukaryota; Fungi; Ascomycota; Eurotiomycetes; Chaetothyriales; Herpotrichiellaceae
Exons: 1
Coding region: 1-909 (302 amino acids)
Cellular component (GO): cytoplasm
Molecular function (GO): zinc ion binding
Source: RefSeq, a predicted model, not a curated record
AUGUCGUCCUCCACCACCGGCCCCGACGCCUCGUACACGGCCAUGGACAAAGACGUCGAAGCCAUCGGCGCCCACUGCGAAUUCGCCUAUUGCCACCAACUCGACUUCCUCCCCUUCCGCUGCGACUCGUGCCAUCACACCUUCUGCCUCGACCACCGAACAGAAACCGCCCACAAAUGCACGCACGCAGGCGAAUGGGCAAAGAACAGACGCCUGAACAGCGUCGGCGGCAGAGCCACCACUCCCAUACAAGGCAAACCCACGCUCACCAACGCCACGCAAUGUAGCGAGCCAGCAUGCAAAACCUUCGUCAACACGUCCCAGAAUCUCGGCGUCCACUGCCAACAAUGCAACAGGACGUAUUGCCUGAAACACCGCAUGGGCGAGGAUCAUGAUUGCAAGAACUUGGUACCGCUGGGCGCGCGGCCGCUCGACAUGGCGCUCCAGAGCAACAGGGACAAAAUCAAGCUCGGCUUCGGCCGGUUCAAGUCGUGGGGCAAGGAACGACAAGAGGCACUCACGCCCAAGCCGAAACCGUCGAGCAAGGCCGCGCAGCUGGCGUCUCUGAAUGCGCUGAAAAAGACCGCAAAGGGCGAUGACAAACUACCCGCGGAGAAGCGCGUAUAUCUACACGUCGAGGCCGAGGCGGCGUCCACGACGGCCAAAUUGCCCAAGGCCGACCUGUUCUUCUCGAGCGAGUGGUCGAUUGGGAGGGUGCUGGACGAGGCGGCCAAGAGGCUGCAGGUCGCCAACGUGAACAAUCGGGUGGAGACGGAGGAACAGAGGUUACGGAUGUACUUUGUCGAAGGCGGGCGGUUGCUGGAGUUUAGUGAAAAGGUGGGAAGUGCAUUGGCCAGUGGCAAUACGGUUGUGUUGCUUAGAGGAGUUGGCCCAAAGCAGGCCAAGUGA